AUGGAUAAAUAUGAACUACUUAUUGCAAUAGAACGGAUUGCAUUUUCCUGGAAUGAGAUUCCUCAUAGAGAUUUGGAACUUCAGAAGCUAUUGAUUAGACUGAGCGAAGCAAAUAUAAAGCUCUUUGACUCUCCCCAUAAUUCCCUUUUCCUUUCAGGUAUAACAGAUGAAACCAGGAGUUUAAAUUGUGUCUCCCGUGAUGCGGAUAAAUCUGGAGAUAUAGAAUCGCUUAUAUUACAAGAAGGAUUAGCUCAUCAUUAUUCAAAUGCCAUUACACUGAUAGAGUCUUCAAAUUUAAACAUGAUGGGCUAUGUACAUAAGUGUAGGCGGGUAAUGAGGCUACAUAUACUGGCAAGCGGAUACCAAAAUGUUCUUGACGUAGAAUCACGGCUUAGAACGUUUUUGAGGACGAGAGUGAUGCCGGAUAACUCAUUUGAUGAUUCAGAACUUAUUAUAGAAUGCAAGUUAUUGUCAUUUGUCGCUCUAUUUUUGCAAGGUGAAUAUUUUAAUGCAGUCCAUUAUUUUAUUAAUCUAUUCAACGAAUGCCCUAACUUGAUGGAUUAUUUAUCAGCUUCAGAAAAAUUUGGCGACACUUUUAUCUCAAAAUCCGAGUACGAUCUCAUAAUUAUUAUCUGUCUACUUACGUCAAUUCCAUUAGACAAUUACACAGACUUUGUCACGAUUGAUGAUAUUCGGCCGUUGUUCGAAAGAAUUCCAUUAUUGAUUCGUUGUUUGAAUUUAUUGAUAAAUACCAAGUACCAUGAUUUUUUUGUUAUAUGGCAAGGAACGAUUCAGCAGCAGGCUUGCAGUAGUUUCAUCAUUUUCCCUAGAUGGGCACGAAUAAAUUCCUUAAUGAGAUGCAAGAUAUUAUUUUUAUACUUGAGGAUUUCAAAGAUGAUCAAUUUAUCUUAUUUGUCAAAGACCUUAGGCAUUAAAUAUGAAGCAGUCAUAGAAGAUCUUCCUAGAAUAAUCCAAUGUUGUAAAUUAAAUUUUACUAUUGAGGGAGAUCUAGUAUAUUACAAUCAAAAAGAGUCAAUGGAUGAGAUACUUGAUGGAGUUGAGCAGGUUCAUGAAAAAAUAGAAGACAAAAUAUCAACUAUGAAAUCAAAAAAUGAAGCAAUUAGAGAUUUUAUCCAACGUGCAUUCAAGGAACAUGAAGAGGGUUCCGCUUCGAAGGAACAGAAGAUGGAUGCCGGAGAACUACACGAACAAAGCGAUGACCAAGAAUACAAAGAAGAAGAUCUUGGAAUGGAAGAAUAA
Eremothecium cymbalariae DBVPG#7215 is the source of this 1260-nucleotide messenger RNA. RefSeq names its product Pci8p (gene PCI8). NCBI's taxonomy places the organism in Eukaryota, Fungi, Ascomycota, Saccharomycetes, Saccharomycetales, Saccharomycetaceae. The transcript has a single exon. Bases 1 to 1260 code for a protein of 419 amino acids. The record is from RefSeq and is a predicted model, not a curated record.